Oncorhynchus tshawytscha (Chinook salmon) is the source of this 1069-nucleotide messenger RNA. RefSeq lists its product as uncharacterized. The record is from RefSeq and is a predicted model, not a curated record. The coding region runs from base 292 to 909 and encodes 205 amino acids. The transcript has 4 exons. Lineage: Eukaryota; Metazoa; Chordata; Actinopteri; Salmoniformes; Salmonidae.
CCCUAUUGUCCUCUGCUACCUGUAGGUGCUGUUUCCUCCAGUCAGUUCAUCCUAACACUGUUCCUCUGCUACCUGUAGGUGCUGUUUCCUCCAGUCAGUUCAUCCUAACACUGUUCCUCUGCUACCUGUAGGUGCUGUUUCCUCCAGUCAGUUCAUCCUAACACUGUUCCUCUGCUACCUGUAGGUGCUGUUUCCUCCAGUCAGGAUGGGAUCUCUGCAGCAGAGGUGGAGCUGAGAGUCAGACCAGGAGACAACAUCACUCUCUAUAGUGACUGUAGAACAACAAGUGAAAUGUACACAGUCUGGUUCAGGAAUUGUUCUCAUGAGCACCAGCCUCCUCUUGUUAUUACAUAUUAUAACCGUUUGUCAUCUCAUUUCCUCAAUCCUCUCCCUCGGUAUACAAUGUUCUGGAACCACUAUAACAUGUCCUAUGAUCUACUGAUUGAGAACAUCACUGAAUCUGACCUGGGACUCUACUACUGUGGGACUAUAGAGAGAAAUAUGGAGAAUGAGCAACGUAUUGAACAGACAAAUGUCUACCACUAUGGACAUGUCAUGAGAAGGCUUUCAUUUGAUGCCAGAACACCUGAUGUAGACUGUGGUCUGUGUUGGAUGUUGCUGUUCAGUCUGUGUCCUGUGUCUGCUCUCCUCUCCUCUCUCCUCUCCUCUGCCUGUGUCUACUCCUUCUGCAGAACAACAGCUCCAACUGAGACUCAGGUUCCUCUGAACAGGACGACCACCAGGGGAAGUGACAGCAGAGAGCAGACUACAGUCAGAAACCUUCGCACCCAUCAAUACCAUCAGAGUGAGACCUAUGCCAACCAUCAAUACCAGCAGAGUAUGAGACCUAUACCAGUCAUCAAUACCAGCAGAGUCAGACCUAACCAUUCAUCAAUACCAGCAGUGUGAGACCUACACCAGCCAUCAAUACAUCAGAGGGAGACCUACACCAGCCAUCAAUACAUCAGAGGGAGACCUAUACCAGCCAUCAAUACCAUCAGAGUGAGACCUAUACCAUCCAUCAAUACCAGCAGAGUGAGACCUAUACCAGCCAUCAAUACCAGCAGAG